AUAUUUCAAUUGUACGAGUAUCGACUGAUAUUCCUAUCGACAUGAAUCAUGUCGACAUAAAAGUUAUCGACGCUUCAAGAUGGCGAUGUUGAUACGAUCGAUGUCAAACGUCGUCUGUUCCCUGUUGUUGUGAUCAGUAAAAUUUCUAGGAUAACCUAUAUACGGAUCAGUAUGAAGUUUCCCAGUAUUAUUUGCUAUUUUACGCAAUGCAGUCAAUUGAUCAAUAAUAGUUUAUUAUCUACAGUUUAAACAAAAAUUAUCUUUUAUCUGAGGAUGUUGGAAACUCUACACUGCGGAGAAUCCUGAACAGUAAAUUUUCUUUACAGAAGCAUCUUUGGCAUGGCAUAAAAUGUCUAGCUUUCUGCAUUUUGGCCGGGGAAAAUGUUCGUACACUUGCAAUAAGAAGUUAUUAUUUCUGAUUUUAUUAGUGGCUGUGAUUGUAGUGAACAUUUUAUUGUAUGCUUUUGGAUUUUUGACUCAUUCGGCUGCAAAAAUAAUAACACUGGCAGAAUUGCCGAACUUUCUUGUACCUGCUCCACAUAACCUAAAGGAAGUGCGCGAUGAUGAAUUGUGCGACCUUAUGCCAAAAUUUGUGAAUACUGUUUUGCCAUAUCCAAAUGUGAAUGUAACGGAAAACGAUUUAAAGCAGCUGGAUAAACUAGACAUUAGUGAAGGCGGUGCGUGGAAGCCUCAUGACUGCGUGUCUCAACACCAUGUUGCUAUUGUUGUGCCAUACAGAGACAGAAUACAAAAUUUACAUGUAUUUCUUUAUCACAUGCAUCCCUUCUUGCAGGCUCAAAAGUUAAACUAUCAAAUUUUUAUAGUUGAACAGACGCAUCAAAGACCUUUUAACAGAGCAAAGCUAUUCAAUGUUGGUUUUUCUGAAGCUGGAAAAAUUUCUCCAUUUCAUUGUUUCAUAUUUACAGAUGUAGACUUGAUUCCUCAGAACUUGAAUAACAUGUAUGCGUGUACCGAACUUCCUAGACAUAUGACAGCUUACAUUGAUGUGUUUGACUACCAAUUGCCCUACGGUAGUCUGUUUGGCGGCGCUGUUGCUAUUUUGAAAUCAUAUUUCGAACGUGUCAAUGGGUUCUCAAAUACAUUUUAUGGCUGGGGCGGCGAGGAUGAUGAUUUUUUCAAUCGUGUUACUAGAAAUGGAAGUAGAAUUUGCCGAUAUGAGUAUAAGAUUUCCAAGUAUGUAAUGCUUUCACAUAAAAAACAGAAACCGAGUGAAGACCGAUAUCACCUAUUAGAAACUGGAGUGGAUAGAUUUUUGACUGAUGGGUUGAACUCAUUAAAAUACUCUGUACUGAGUUUAGAUAAACUGCCUCUUUACACAAGAAUACUUACGGAUCUCUAGAAUGUUGAAUGUUUCUUUACUAUACCAAGCUCAAUUGAAACCAUAACUUGGUAAAAAAUGUGGUAACGAUGAUCAAGUAUAUGAAAAUAUAAAUCAAGAAUAUGUUUUUCAUGAUUUAUAUUACUACUACUUUCUAGUGA
Molecule: messenger RNA, 1500 nt
Organism: Nilaparvata lugens (brown planthopper)
Lineage: Eukaryota; Metazoa; Arthropoda; Insecta; Hemiptera; Delphacidae
Product: beta-1,4-N-acetylgalactosaminyltransferase bre-4
Exons: 1
Coding region: 350-1360 (336 amino acids)
Biological process (GO): glycosphingolipid biosynthetic process; carbohydrate metabolic process
Molecular function (GO): N-acetyl-beta-glucosaminyl-derivative 4-beta-N-acetylgalactosaminyltransferase activity
Source: RefSeq, a predicted model, not a curated record